UCUGUCCUAUAUCUAUCAUCCCUCAAUUUAAAGCUAUGUCUCCUCGUGCUAGCUGUCGUGGAAAUUAAAUGGACUUGACUCAACUAUUAGCAAGGGCAAAGAAAAUGAGUUUUAUUAUAUUUGUCUAACCUCUGUAUUACAGAGGGGCACAACACAGCUAGCAAAGGCCCUGAGCAUAAUUCAAAUGCUUGACUUAUAGUGUUUCUUAUCACAUUAUCAAGGACAAAGACUAUGUACACUUGAGUUGUUAUUCGUUUUCAUUCCUUUUGUUAUGUGGACACACUGUCCCUCGUAUCCCGUGCCCUUUGCUGAAUUUUGACUGCUCACAAGGCCAGGUUGAAUGUUUACUAAAUUCCACAGAAACAGAAACAAGCUGUCUCCUUGACUGCAGAACUCAGCAAAAGUACUCUGUGAUCAAAUUUAGGAAGCAUUUCUCUUUUUACAAAUUUCACAGUAAAUGGAUUUCAGAUUUCACAGUAACUGUUAAAUUUCCAUUACAUUUUUCCCCUUUCUGUCAUUUUAUGACAACAAGGACGACAAAAAAUAGAGCUAGAUUAAAAAAUCUACAGAGCCAGAUAAUUAAAAAAUCAGCGAUCUUAACAGCUGACUGUGUUGUAAGGAGCAUUUGAAUGGUUCCAGCCACUUCUUCGCGUUCCAGUUUUUACCUCCUGAAGUCUUUCACCACUAUCUAGUCUCCAGGUUUUAGAUCAUGCAGCUUCCCUUCUGCUGGUUGGGGUAGUGCUGCUUUCACUUGAUUCUGUAUUUCUGACAAAAGUGUAGAGAGUUUCAUACUGUAACACAACAUCUCAUCCUCACAGUGGCCUGUUAUCUGUCUUGGGCCAAUUCCUGUAUUUGGCAACCUAUAAAACAAAAUCUCAGACAGGCUAAGAUUAGCUUUUCCUCUCCUACUUGAUCUCAUAUACAUUAGCACAAUCGGAAAUGCCUUUGUCUAUGUCACCCCUAGUUCCUCACAACAUUUUGUCAAUUUAUUUUUUAAGGUAGCAUUUUCUCUUUCCACUGCCCCAAUGCUUGCUGGGUGGUAGGCACAGUGUUGUCUCAUGUUUAUUCCCAAAUAAUCACUGACCUGCUGUAGGGCACUAUUUGACAAAUGGUGUCUCAUUGUCACUACUUAGCCUCUCAGGGAUGCCCCUAAAAAAAGGCAACUGGGGUACCUUCCACAUAUAACAUAGAGGUAGGCAUUGACUAAAACGCAUCAUCAUUGUACUCGCUCUGCAAUCUCAGUGCUCAAUAUGGGGGUGGGACUUGUUUCAGUGCCUGUAAGGUGAGUAGAAGAGAUUAGCAUAAACGAGUCUUCGUUGCCAAGCAUAAGGGAAAGAGGCUUACCAUACCUUGUUGGCUGCCUACCUCCCCCUCAGCCUUCCCCUGUCAGUCACCCUGCUGUCCAGCCUCCAGGGUCAAUGGGACUGUCUGUGCGGGCACUGUCUCGCCCAGCGGUCUAUUGCUCCGCAAACAAAGCACCCGUCAGAUCUACCUCUGCCAGCCUCUUCUGCGACCUCUUUUCCUGCAGCACCUUCCUCCAACGGCUGGGUGACCAUCGUUUUGGCUAUUUCAUCCUUCAUUCCAUUGAUGAAGCUGUUCCUCAGGUGUGCCUCAUACGGUGUGAUUUCUGCUGCCUUUAUGUCUUCAGGUGGUCUCAGUCCACUAUGGACAUUAUGGGUUUCAGUGAGGCGCGUAAGGUACUGGGACACAGUCUCACCUUCUCGUUGUUUACACAUUGCUAUUUUGAUCAUGUCCAUUCACACUGGGAAUGCCUCCCUAUGGGCGGUCGCCAGCGCGGCAACAAAAGCAUUAACGCCUCCGUUCUCUUCUGCUUGCAGGUUAGCUGCUCUGACAUGGACGUUUACGGCUGGCCAGUUACACUUCUCUUGGCCUCCUUGCUUCGAUCUGUUGCAGAUUCCCAGUCCUGUCACGCAAAAGGGCCAUUUCAGCGCUGGAGAUUAAGUGAAAGACCUUCAAGAGGCUGGCGCCUGCACCUCCUGGGUAUCCUCAGAAUCCCACCCAGUCACAGGGUCCUGGAACAAGCCCCCAGGUUUACUGUCGUGGAAAUUAAAUGGACUCCACUCAACUAUUAGCAAGAGCAAAGAAUUAUACUAGUCUAACCUCUGUAUCACAGAGGGGCACAACACAGCUAGCAAAGACCGGAGCAUAAUUCAAAUGCUUGACUUAUAGUGUUUCUUAUCACAUUAUCAAGGACAAAGACUAUGUACACUUGAGUUGUUAUUCGUUUUCAUUCCUUUUGUUAUGUGGACACACUGUCCCUCGUAUCCCGUGCCCUUUGCUGAAUUUUGACUGCUCACAAGGCCAGGUUGAAUGUUUACUAAAUUCCACAGAAACAGAAACAAGCUGUCUCCUUGACUGCAGAACUCAGCAAAAGCAUUCUGUGAACUUGAGCACAGUAUCAAAUUUAGGAAGUAUUUCUCUUUUUACAAAUUUCACAGUAAAUGUUAAAUUUCCAUUACACUAGCCAUCAUUAUCUGAGGAAAAAGGAUAUAU
This is a messenger RNA of Chiloscyllium plagiosum (whitespotted bambooshark), 2514 nucleotides long. Lineage: Eukaryota; Metazoa; Chordata; Chondrichthyes; Orectolobiformes; Hemiscylliidae. The record is from RefSeq and is a predicted model, not a curated record.